Hypoxylon fragiforme is the source of this 1298-nucleotide messenger RNA. RefSeq lists its product as uncharacterized. The transcript is spliced from 2 exons. The annotation marks the transcript as partial. Lineage: Eukaryota; Fungi; Ascomycota; Sordariomycetes; Xylariales; Hypoxylaceae. The record is from RefSeq and is a predicted model, not a curated record.
UUUUGGAGAACACCAAAAACCAAACACCAAAAGAAAUCUUAUCCGCUCUUGAUUUUCGACUCGAUCUGCUUGCACUUGCUCUAUUCUCUCGCCAUAUCACCAACACAAGAAAGCCAAUAUGCCUCAUAAACAUACGCGCAGGGAGAAAGACCCAUCCACAUACGACCUCCCACCGUCGCAAAUCGCAAAACCUCUACCGGUGAAACCCCAGGCACAGAAAGACAACAACAAUAACAACAAGAAAAAAUCCAACCAGAAGACAGAAAAUAAAAAAACAGACGAAACCGGCAGCAAGAACCUCAAACGCAAGCGAAGCAGCGCGCCCAAGGACGAUGCCCCGCGAGCGUUCAAGAAGCUGAUGGCCUUUGCCGGCGGUAAGCGGCCGCGGGCCGGGCUCGACAACGGCGACGAGCCGACGGGGAAGAGCAAGAAGAACAAGAAGAACAAGAGCAAGAACGCGACAGCCACCACAUCAAACACCGAAGCCGGGGCCGGGGCCGACGCCGAAGCAGAAGCGGAAGCAGAAUCCCAGCCCAAACCCGUCUCACAGAUCCCCACGAUCAAGCCCGGCGAGCGCAUGUCCGAGUUCGCCGCGCGCGUCGACGCCGCGCUGCCCGUCGGCGGGCUCAUCAACAACUCGAUCCGCAACGGCAAGGACCCGCUCGGUCUGAAAACAUGGCGCACGAAGAAGGAGAUGAAGAUGCACAAGCUGUACGCCGAGUGGCGCGAGGAGGAGCGCAAGCUGAAAGAGAAGCACGAGGAGGCGCUCGAGGAAGAGGCCGAGAAGGAGCUCGAGGAGGAAGAGGCCGGCGUCACCUGGAAACUCGACCCGCCGACCAACAAGAAGAAGGGCAAGAAGGGCAAGAAGACCAGGUACCUGGGCGAGGUCGCCGACGGCGACGACGACCCCUGGCAGGCGCUGAAGAAGAAGCGCGGCGAGACGCGCGCCGGCCUCCACGACGUCGUGCAGGCGCCGCCCGAGUUCACCGUCAGGCCGCAGCAGAGGAAGAUGACGGUGCGCGGGGCGGCGGUGGAGAUCGACGGCAUACCGAAGGCGGCGGGGAGCUUGCGGCGCAGAGAAGAGCUGCAGAUCGUCAGGGACGACAUCCUCGCCGCCUAUCGGAAGAGGAUGAGCGAGAAGCGGCCUUCGCUGCAUGCUGCUGCUGCUGCUGAAUAGUAGUUAGUUGUCUGAAUCACUCCUCCCCCAUGAAUGUUAGAAACGAUUCUAGAUACCCGAAUACAGUACUACCUACCAGAAACCUGACUAGGUAUAAAAAAAGUUUACAUUGUGGCGAAGC